Messenger RNA from Sus scrofa (pig), 2143 nucleotides. RefSeq names its product kallikrein related peptidase 13 (gene KLK13). The record is from RefSeq and is a predicted model, not a curated record. Gene Ontology annotation, cellular component: secretory granule. Lineage: Eukaryota; Metazoa; Chordata; Mammalia; Artiodactyla; Suidae. Gene Ontology annotation, molecular function: serine-type endopeptidase activity. Gene Ontology annotation, biological process: proteolysis.
GGGCGGUCCCUGGAUGGAGUUUUCAGCCCGACCUCACGACCUCCUUCAAUGUCACAGACUCCGCCCUCCCGCCCCAUCCCCCGACCACAAAGUCACCAUGUGGCCCCUGGCGGCCCUGAUCGGCUUCCUGACCGUGGCCUUCUCAGGAGGCAUCUCGAGGGAGUAUCCCAAGAUUCUCAACGGCACCAACGGGACCAGUGGGUUCCUCCCGGGUGGCUACACCUGCCUCCCCCACUCUCAGCCCUGGCAGGCAGCCCUACUCGUCAAAGGGCGGCUGCUCUGUGGAGGGGUCCUCAUCCACCCCAGAUGGGUCCUCACUGCGGCGCACUGUCUAAAGAACAAGUACAGCGUGUACCUGGGCAAGCACACUCUGGGGCGUGUGGAGGCUGGAGAGCAGGUGAAGGAGGUGGCCCGCUCUAUCCCCCACCCUCAAUACCAAAUCAGCCCCUCCCACCUGAACCACGACCACGACAUCAUGCUUCUGGAACUGGAGUCCCCGGUGCAGCUCAGCAGACACAUCGGAGUCCUGCCCCUCUCCCACCACGACUGCCUCCAUCCCGGCACCUGCUGUCGGGUGUCUGGGUGGGGCACCACCACCAGCCCCCAGGUGACCUUCCCCCAGACCCUCCAGUGUGCAAACAUCCCGCUACGCUCUGAUGAGGAGUGUCGUCAAGUCUACCCGGGGAAGAUCACACCCAACAUGCUUUGCGCCGGUACCAAAAAGGGCGGCAAGGACUCCUGUGAGGGCGACUCGGGAGGUCCCCUGAUCUGUAACGGGAUGCUCCACGGCAUCAUCUCCUGGGGAGACUUUCCAUGUGGGCAGCCCAACCGGCCUGGCGUCUACACACGCGUCUCUCGCUAUGUCCCUUGGAUCCAAGCAACCAUCAGAAAACGGACAACCCCGGAGCAGAAAUGGACGAAGGGCCCACAGUAAAAGUUGGGGUGGCCUACCUGUCUCCUUGCCCAGUUGGCCCAGCCCUUCGCUGUUCCUCCCAAGGGGUUCCAUGUGAACCAGUGACGUGUGAUCUCAAAACACCCAGAUCCCAGCUGAUAUCACGGAGUGUUUCAGAAGCAUUCCUGCGUCAGCACCAUGGUCCCCUGGACUUUGCAUCCUGGAGACAUCCCAGCCUCCCCAGACAUCCCAACCCAGACACGUUCGGGGUCUCCCAGUUUUGGCAGAAACCCAGGUCACCGUCCGAACAUUCUGGAAUGCUCUUAAAUACCUCCAUCAGCCCAUCUCAACAAUAGUCUAUGUCCCGUGAACAAACUCCCUUUGACAACAAAUACCCCUUCAAGUAUUUUUUCGUUGCCAAUAUUCUAGAUCCUUCUGUGUUUUGUACUCCAGAAGGUUCUAGACUCCCAUGACAUUUCUUCCUGAAAAAUCUUCACUCGUGUGCAGACUCUGCUGCCUCACCAUUAUAUGCACCAAAGGAACAUGGGGACAUCCCUGGGGACAUUUCUGGGAAUUGUCCCGCUGCAGCCUACAUUCCACAUGUGGCCAAUAUCCUCUGCUUCUAGAUCCUCCUGUUCAAGCAGCAGCAGCUCUCUAAACACUAGGGCGAUGGGGUUGAGUAUCCAAGGAGCCUCCUUGCCCUAUUGUCCACUAACUAUUCUGUGUUUUUAUCUUAUCCGCAAACAUCCUUGUUUGGGGGCUGCACUGAUGCCUCUUUGUCUGUGACCCCAAAAUGCGGUGGUUGAAUGCUCAGCUGCAAGAAUCCCUGCUUUGAAUAAGUCCUAAAAUGCACAACCUCUGUUUUCUCAUCUGUAAAAUGGGACUCGUUGAGCACAGAUCGCUGUUAUUAUUUGCCAGGUUCCUUAUAAAAUGUUACCUUCGGCUUUUCAUAACAACAACCUCAAGUUCACGGUGCCCCAGAUGUGCUGCGUUCACUGCUUUUUUUUCUCAGCAGACAUUUAUUCAGUGCUGACCACGUGCAAAUACUCUCCUGGGUGCUGGCACAUACAGUUUUGUUUAUUUAUUCAAGAAACGUUGGUACCUAUGACAAGCCAAGCACUGUUCCAGGCACAGGUAGGAAACAGUGUGUUGAAGAAACAACUGCCUUUGUAUAGCUUUUGUGUUUGCAGGAUCACACGAUAAACAAGAUGAAUAGAGAGAAGUUCUCUCAGGUGGUGACAUGAGUCAUGG